Molecule: messenger RNA, 3512 nt
Organism: Pantherophis guttatus
Lineage: Eukaryota; Metazoa; Chordata; Lepidosauria; Squamata; Colubridae
Gene: BMI1
Product: BMI1 proto-oncogene, polycomb ring finger
Biological process (GO): negative regulation of transcription by RNA polymerase II
Cellular component (GO): PRC1 complex
Molecular function (GO): promoter-specific chromatin binding
Source: RefSeq, a predicted model, not a curated record
GAACUCUGAGCCAUUUUGGUUACGGUGUCAGUUUCCACUGUGCGCCUUCAUUGCUGCGUUCCCUCCACCGCCACCACUACCUCUGCCUCCCCCGCCUGCUCCUUCCACUGCAACAACUCUGAUAUAAUUCAAAUAUUUCCAUAAUUAUUAUUUUUACAAAGAGGAAAGUGGAGAGAGAAAAAAAGCUCUCUGGAAGGCAGGAGAGGGAAAACACCAGACCGGGGCGGAGGGGUACCCUUAGACGGAGCCGGGAGGAGGGCUUGGAAGCCGGAGAGAGACAAUGGGCUGGUGGUGGUGGAGAAGGAAGAGUGGCAGUCCAGACGGGCCGGAAAUAAUUUAAGAGCCCAGCACUGGAGCUACGCGUUUUAAAGAAGGAGAGAGCAGCCAGCCAGGAGUAGGGAGGGAGGGUGAGCGAGCGAGCGAGCGAGGUGGGGGGAAAAAAGAAGAGAGAGAGAAAAGGAGACGCGGGAAGGAAGAGGAGGGGAAAGGCAAGCAGGCUCGGAGCGAGCCCGAAGGAGAACCGCCGGGCUGUUUCAGGAACUAAAAGGAGCUCGGCGCGGCGGCGACGGCAACAGCGACGGCGGCAGCAUAUACGCUGAUUGCAACUGACAGCGCCUGCAGUUCGUUUCAAGAUGGCCGCUUGGCUCACAUUCAUUUUCUGCUGAACGACUUUUAACUUUCAUUGUCUUUUCCCGGCAGCUUUGGUCGCCCCCCGGCAGCUUCUUCCCGCGGAGUCUCCCCGGAUUGAACCAAAAUGCAUCGCACCACCCGCAUCAAAAUUACGGAGCUCAACCCCCAUCUCAUGUGUGUGAUUUGCGGAGGGUAUUUCAUUGAUGCUACCACGAUCAUCGAGUGCCUGCACUCCUUCUGUAAGACUUGUAUUGUACAUUACUUGGAGACCAGCAAGUAUUGUCCCAUUUGUGAUGUCCAAGUUCACAAAACUAGGCCUCUUUUGAACAUAAGAUCUGAUAAAACUCUCCAGGACAUUGUAUAUAAGUUAGUACCAGGUCUUUUUAAAAAUGAAAUGAAAAGAAGAAGAGAUUUUUAUGCUGCUCAUCCAUCUGCUGAUGUUGCCAAUGGCUCCAAUGAAGACAGAGGGGAAGUUGCAGAUGAAGACAAAAGGAUUAUAACAGAUGAUGAAAUAAUAAGCUUAUCCAUUGAGUUCUUUGACCAAAAUAGAGCUGAACGGAAAGGAAGCAAAGAGAAGGAGAAAGCCAAAGAGGAGGCCAACAGCAAAAGAUAUUUACGCUGUCCUGCAGCAAUGACUGUAAUGCAUUUAAGGAAGUUUCUCCGGAGCAAAAUGGACAUACCCAAUGCUUUUCAGAUUGAUGUCAUGUAUGAAGAAGAGCCUUUGAAGGACUACUACACACUAAUGGAUAUAGCCUACAUUUACACUUGGAGAAGGAACGGCCCCCUCCCUUUAAAGUACCGUGUGCGACAAACCUGCAAGAGAAUGAAAAUAGGGGGCCAGCAGCGAGACGGCUUACACAACAGUGGGGACCUGGAAAGUGACUCUGGCAGUGAAAAAGCUGGCAGCCCCAUGGGAGGUGCUCCUUCCACAUCAUCCUGCGUGCUCAGCCCCAGCACUCCAGUGCAAUCUCCCCACCCCCAGUUCCCCCACAUCUCUAGCACUAUGAAUGGAACCAGCAGCAGCCCAAGUGGUAACCACCAUGCCUCCUUUACCAACAGAACCCGGAAAGCAUCCAUCAAUGGUUGUUCUACGACUUCUUCUGGCUGACUGGCAUAAACUCUCCUUUCUGACUCUGAAGACUGGGUGCAGAGGUUAUGGCUUAUUUUCUGCUCCAGUCUCUGUGUCUCUAUCAUAUCACACCAUUAAGCUUUAUAGUUGCAAAUUCCACGUGUGUCUAUGCCUGGUGGUUAAUAAGAGAGGAAUAAAGAUCGGGAAUUAAAUGGGAGGACAAGAGAUGGACCUUUUUUUAUAUUAAACAACCACCACAGCAAACUGUUUCUUAAGGACUAGCAACAUGGAAAAACAAAGGAUAACAAUCCAAAUAUCUGAGGAGGGUUUUUUCCGGACUUCCCAUUAUUGUUCUGUUUCUUAAUUUGGAAUCUGAUAAUUGAUACCUACCACAAAUGAAAGUUUUGUAAAUCCAGAUUAAUUUCCUAUAUAUCUUUUAGAUUAUGAACUAUGGUUCUGCUGUUUUGGGGAAAUCUCAUUGAAAGCAAGUUUUUUUUUUUUCCUUCUCCACCUCAAAAUGCAUAAAUGCCAGACUGAAUAUGCAUAAAAAGAUGCGCAUAUGUAGCCACACCACUGUGAAUAACAAUGUAUUUGCUUUAUUAGCCAUUUUGAUUUAUAGUUUGUAUCCACAACUUCUGUGCAGCACCGAAGCCAUUGAAAGAUCAGAAAACAACAGAAGAAAAAAGUGGUAUAGAAGAGAAGGAGGACAUUCUAUGUUCAGAUUUACACCUGUAUACCUAAAAGCGGGUAUUGCCUUUUAUUUUACUGGCUGGCUUAAGAAAAAAGAAAUCAAGAAAGAAAACAGGAUAAGCUCUUUUUGUAAGGUUUUGAUGGCAUUAUGAAUUUGUGGAAGAACGCCAUAUUAGUGUAUGACAAAAUAGGAAGCAGUAUUGUAUGAUAUAUUUAUAAAGAAAAUAUUGUGUUUCUUGCAGUAUCAAUGAAGGUGGCUAAGUCCCCAUUGGCUCAGCCCUGACAGAUGCUUUGUGGGACAGGUGUAGGGGGAGCCCUGCUAAAGUAGCCACCAGCUCUUUGCCUUGAAAGCAGGAGAGCAAGUUUCCUUCCCCACUAACUUGGAAGCAAUUGACAAUAUCAAAAGGACUUCUUGGGCCUUGUCUGCUUCCCAGGAUUUUUACAUUUAUCCAAUGUAAUUAAUUGUCUCCAAUGCCAAGGAAGUGAGGCAUUGAACAAAAUGGAGGAACAUGGAAACAACUUGAUUUUAUUCUUGAUUUUAUUCCUUUUAUAGGGGAAAGUAUUGGAAUAUGUGGUUAUUUUUUCCCCCCAGAAACAAAAAGCACAGGAAUGCAUAUAAAAAGCCAUAAAAUAUGCAGGAACCUUUUUCAUUCAUUCUUUCUAAAGAAAUCAGUUAAUUCAGAUGAAGGCUUUUUAACUAAAUUUGUUUUAAUAUAUAUGUGUAUGUGUAUGGUACAGUACUAACUUGGUUAAGGAUUAACAGGUACAAAUGAGUUGCCUGGAAGCCUUUCUGCAAAAUAGUUUUCUGAAGGUAUCAGGUUUUUUGAGGGGGGUGGGAAAGGAAGGCUUGAAAUUGUAAGUCUCUUGAAUCUCCAAUAUCUUCCAGUUUGUGCUUUGCUUUGGUUAAAAUGUAUGUGUGGUAUGUGCGUUCAUGUGCCCAUUCUUCACUCAUCAGUUACAUAUUUGUGACGGUGUUUAUCCUAUAUGCCUAUUGUCUCAUGUUUGUACAGGGAUAUUGUAGCUAAGUAUUUUGUUGUCUCCAAUCUGCAAAAAGAAAAAGGGAAAAAAAGCACAAUUCUAUGCUUUGUCUUGCUUACACUCAUUAAACCAUUACUUUUACAUA